This is a messenger RNA of Podarcis lilfordi (Lilford's wall lizard), 25599 nucleotides long. Lineage: Eukaryota; Metazoa; Chordata; Lepidosauria; Squamata; Lacertidae. The record is from the annotation of a GenBank genome assembly.
AACGGAGAAGGGCGGGGCCGUUGUCCCGGCGGACGUCGCGGGAAGUAGAGCACUAGUUCCGGCUGCGCGCGGGUCCGUUCGUGUUCAUUCGCCUCUGUGAGUUUUAACGGGGGGCUCUGGGCGGGGCCAACGGUGGGUGGCGAGUCCCCGCAUGCGCCGCGCGUUGGACUCGGUCACGUGGCUUCUGAGGGGGCAACAGAAAGCACGUGUGGAAAGGGGUUGGCGCGCUCUGCGUGUACUUUACCGGUGUACUUUACCGGAGAGUAAGCCCCGGCCCCUUUGAAUUCGAACGAGCCUUGCUUCCGAGUAGAGUAGACCUUGGCAGAAUGGCUCUGUGUAUCUCAAAGGAAGGGCAGGAAGGCAGCCUCAAGUUCUUGAGGACUAGUGUUUUGCUUUGCUUUGUUAAACUCUCAAUGGGCCGUUGGAGGGUUUGUCUUCCCCAAAUCGUCAUGUUGACCGGCGCGGGAGAUGUAGCGCAAGCGCAGCUGAAUUCAGCUGGCCUCGUGAAUUGCCUCAGAACUGCAGCUUUUUAGUGGUUACGUUAGUUCCUGUGGGUUUAUUUCUCAGUGUAUUGGGUUUAAAUGUUUGUUUGGGGGGGGGGUAUACACUUUCAAGGUAAUCGCAAAUAUGUCUGCUGGGAAACAAAUCCUGUGGAGUUAAGGGUAAAGGGACCCCUGACCAUUAGGUCCAGUCAUGGCCGACUCCGGGGUUGCGCGCUCAUCUCGCUUUAUUGGCCGAGGGAGCCGGCGUACAGCUUCCGGGUCAUGUGGCCAGCAUGACUAAGCCGCUUCUGGCGAGCCAGAGCAGCGCACGGAAACGCUGUUUACCUUUCUGCUGGAGCGGUACCCAUUUAUCUCCUUGCACUUUGAUGUGCUUUCGAACUGCUAGGUUGGCAGGAGCAGGGACCAAGCAACGGGAGCUCACCCCGUCGCGGGGAUUUGAACCGCUGACCUUCCGAUCGUCAAGUUCUAGGCUCUGUGGUUUAACCCACAGUGCCACCCGCAUCCCUCCUGUGGAGUUAAGUGACCCUUAAUUUCUGGUGUUCAUAACUCCCACCAUUCAUGUUUAAGCAGAAUAACUCCCAGAGGUCAGUGGUAUUUACUGGCGCCAUGGUCUAAACCACUCAGUCUCUUGGGCUUGCCGAUCAGAAGGUCGGUGGUUCGAAUUCCCGUGACUGGGUGAGAUCCAGUUGCUCUGUCCCAGCUCCAGCCAACCUAGCAGUUGGAAAGCACACCAGUGCAAGUAGAUAAAUAGGUAUCGCUGCGACGGGAAUGUAAACGGCAUUUCUGUGCACUUUGGUUUCCAUCAUGGUGUUCCAUUGCGCCAGCCAGAAGCGGUUUAGUCCUGCUGGCCACAUGACCUGGAAAGCUGUCUGGACAAACGCCAGCUCCCUUGGGCUGAAAGCAAAAUGAGUGGGCAACCCCAUAGUCACCUUUGAUUGGACUUAACCGUUCAGGGGUCAUUUACCUUUACACUUUAUCUUUACUCCCAGUACAGUACAUAGGAUUGUAGCCUUGAGCUACAUGAAUCAGGUUGCGAGGGUCAUGGCAGUUAGUCUUAGAACAAGAAUCCAGACACUUGCGUCCUAACACCGGCUAUGUCAGGCUGCAAUCUUAACCCCACAUACUUGGGGAAUGUAGGAAUUAUUUUCGAGUAGACAUGGCUAGGAUUACAGUGAACAUGAUAGUUCAUACACAAAGGACUCCUGCUGGUGCAAUAGUGAUUUUCUCCUCCCCUUACACCAACACCUUCACAUUGGUUGCAGGGUGGUGGUCAGGAGAAAUCCCAGAACAGCACAGGGGGAAGAGGAGAGUUUGGUAAACUGAGGUAUGCUGUUGCCAUAACACUGUGUUGAAUUCUUCCCAGAAUUCUAAUGGCAGACUUAUUUUAGGAACAGUGUGUUGGUGCUUCUCAUUGGCUCUCUCCAUUUUGUUGCAAAGUGUAGUUUAACUGUGCACUGAUUGUUUCUGCAGUACUUUACUUAUCUUCACUGUCUCAAUUUUGUGAACGUUUGUGCGGUAAUCUACAUCCCACUUUGAAGGUUGAGUCCUCAAAGUGACCAAAAACACUUAUAAAACACAACAGAUACACUGAGAGCCAGUGUGGUUAAGAGCGGUAGUCUCGUAAUCUGGGAAACCGGGCUCGCGUCUCCGCUCCUCCACGUGCAGCUGCUGGGUGACCUUGGGCCAGUCACACUUCUUUGAAGUCUCUCAGCCCCACUCACCACACAGAGUGUUUGUUGUGGGGGAGGAAGGGAAAGGAGAAUGUUAGCCGCUUUGAGACUUCUUAAAGGGAGUGAAAGGCGGGAUAUCAAAUCCAAACUCUUCUUCUUCUUCUGAGAAGCUCAUGUUCAAAAAUGAAACAACCAGGCACACUAGGCAUUAAAUGCUCCUUCCCAUAGGGUGGUUGCUAUAAGUUGGUUCUUUGAGAGUCAGGGAGAGAACAAUCCUACUGGAGGAGGCGCUGAAUUUGCCUUUGCCUGCCUCCCUCCCUCUUUUCUUUCCUGGGCAAUUGGUGUCAGUUGGCCCAGGGCAGGGAAGGACCUGAGACAAUCUACCUGGAGCUGUCCCUGAUGUUUUCUUUGCUUGCCUCUUACUCCACAGGGCGGUUAGCAUCAGUUGGUCCUGUGCUAGGCCAGCUGGCCAGGGAGGAGGGGAGAUUGAGGACUUUAAAAUCACCAACAGAUCUAUGCAAGAAGAAAAUGGUUGGAAAACUCAGAUAAAACAAAGCAGAGGCAUUGUGUAAAAAAUUACAUACUUGGAUUCCUUAUCCAUAGGUUGUAAGUUGUUGUUUUUAAAUUGCUUUUUAAAUGUUGGGGAAUUUCAGUAGGGUGCCAUAUCUACCCUUCUGAUCAUUUUAAGGUGUUUCUGGCUCUUCCUUUCAUUUCAGAUUAAAGAAAAUGCUGUGUGGAACUUAGACAAUUAAGGCUCAUCCGCUUAAACUGGCUGACCGUGUGGAAAUGUAUUCUCUCCAAUCCUGUUCAUGCUGAUAUGUAAGGUUGUUUUUAUCUCUGUAAGUACAUUUGAGUAAAAUUUGUUUUGAAGGUUGGAUUUUAUGUUUUUUGAGGUGUGAAAUCUUAAUUUUGCUUUGCUUAAGAUGUGGUUAACAAUGGGGGUUCAGCCCAAAAUUGAAGAUGACUGCCAACAUGGUGGUGCGAAAUCCUAAGAAAUUCUAGCAGGGACUUCAUUGGGGAGAUGAUCCAAUACCUUGUUUAAAACAUCAUCUGUUUAAAUAUUGCAGAUCUUAAUGGUUGUGGCGGGGGCGGGGGGGACAAUACUUCUUGUAUAAUGGGUCAGUGCAUCUGGCUGUUAACCAGAAAGUUGGUGGUUCGAGUCUGUCUACCUAGGACGGUUAUGGGCAGGAUUCCUGCUUUGCAGUGGGUUGGACUAGGUGACCAUCACAGUCUCUUCCAACUCUACAAUUCUAUGAUUCUCUGAAAGUAGAAAGGAUUAUUAUUGCUACUAAUCUUUCUAUGCUUCUGCUUGUAUACCAUGCAUUUCAGGCUUGGUUACAUCUCCUGUUGGUAAUAAGGAUAGUUUAAUUGUACUUGUGCCUGGAUAGGAACAUGACACAUACUUUGUUUUUAGUUGUAGGCUUCUUGCUAUGAGUAAUCCAAAGUUAAAGAAAAGCAAUGUGAUAGAGGUCAAGUUUGUGGCAGAUGAGGAUGUCCUAAAGCACAUUUCUGAAGAUACAGGUAUGAAUUGCUUGUUAGUGCAAGGACAACUUAUUUACAUAUUUAUAAAACGGUACUACAUUUCCCAGCUGGGUUUUUUAAAAAAGUAAUUAGAAACUCUGGAUAUCUUUAGAUGCCUUUAAAGUUACAUAUUUUUAAAAAGGAGAAUUUCUGGUGCUUUUACAGAUUUUCUUUUGAGUGUAUGCCAUAAUGGAAACCCAGGUUUUUCUAAGAGACCAAAACUCUUAUCCAUCAUCUUGUUUCUUGAAGGAGGUGACUAUUCUUUGUACAGUUCCUCCCGCCACCAAUUAUGAUCUGCUUAUAGAUCAGGACAGACCUUUUAUUCACAUUCAGAAAUCUUAGGAUUGCAAGUUAAUAAUGUUCAGAACUGCAAGGGUAUUACUAUCACUAGGCCUUUGUACGCUUAUCCACGAUAAGCAGACUGACUAGUUUUGGUGCCUUGCCUUCAGUUGAAUCCUUGCCAUCUUUUGCAGAGUAAUUGUUUUUGGUUGCCCUUUCUCAAUAAAAACUGGCUAAGGGAUUCAGUUUGCUAGAAUAUGUUGAUUGCUUAGUAUUUCUAAAUGGAAAUAAAUAUAUGUUGCAUGCAAAGGUUCUAAGGCUGUAGUGCUUAACACUUACUAGAAUACAGUGGCUGUUACUUCUGAAGAAACAUACAUAGGAUUGUGUUGUAAGUGCGUAUGCGGAGAAAGAUUUGGCAGAAACAGGAGAACAGCUAACUGUUUCUGGUUUGUUUGAUAUUAAAGCCUUACUGCUUCUCUUCCAGGUCAUAAGGUUCGAAAGAACAAAGCUGCACAAACGCUUGAUGCAAAAAGAUGGGUGAAGAAAACAGACGAUACCUCAGAUAAUGAGUCUCAGGAAACUUUUAAAGAACAGGAAUAUGUUUCUGUCCUAGGCAUCCAAGGUAUUUAUGAGAAAAGGGUAACACUUUGAAAAACUUUACCCAGCUAUUAGCCUUGUGAAUGUUGGCUAAGAAAUGGCUGUGUUCAGUAGUGAUAUCAAUACAGUGUUAUGUGGGUUGACCCACCCAUUUUCACCGUAAACAAUGUUUGCUCAUUUAACAACAUGCAAGUCCUUUGCAGUUUGGCAGAUAAUUGUUAUAAUUUCUCUUCCCGCCUCUCACAAGUUUGCUUCUGAGGGUUUUUGUUUGUUUGGGUGUGUUUUAGGCUCUUUGAAAAAUGGCUCCAGUGCAGGUGGUGGGGAUGUCUUUCCGUUCCAAACUCCAAAACGUUCUAACAAGAUGGCAGAAAUGGGUAUGGACUGUUUUGUUCAGCAAAUUAACUCUUUGAUCCUAGUCUUAGGAAUGAAACUGUGAAGGAAUAAAACUGUUUGAUCAUUCAGUUACAGAAUGCUUACUUUCUGUAGUUGUUUUUAUGGUUAAGCACUUUAAAAUGGGUUUUUCUCUGUAACUAUUAUUAUUGUAUACAUGCUGCUUUUCAGAACCUUUAGUAAAACUGAAAUUUAUUGUUUGUUUAACUCUGUUCCGAUUCCUUGAUUUUCUUCCUCAACUAAUUGCCUCACCACACUACCCAAAGCAGUGAGUUGGCUGGACCGGUAAGUGACCUGGUUCACACUUAAUGCUAAACCAUGGUUUGCUUAGCCUAACUGUGGCUUGUCUGAAUGAACCCAGCCCAGCAGGCUAACCAUGUGCAGGUAUGGUUUGUUGUUGGCUUAUGAGCUUGUUGGCUUGUUUUUAACUGUUGUUUGAUACUAUCUCCAAACCAAAUAGACUUUCUUAACCAUAGUUUAUUUGAACCCUUCCCCACAAGCUUGACAGGCUACAAAGGCUCAAGGCAAGAGCAGCUGGAAAACAAACCAAGCUUGUGAGAAACAGAUUAUGGCUUAUGUUGUCAACUGUAAGAUAACAAAUUUAUUUGUAUGGCUGGCUAAGCCAAACGUUGACAUAGCAAGAGCAUGCAAACCUGGGCUCUUGGAGAAGAGCAUACAGCUGCUUUGUUGCUGUGAAGUCCUUUUGAAUUUGUGUUAAACUAACCCAUAGUUUGAUCUCAUGCAAGCACAGGCAAACUUGGCCCUCCAGAUGUUUUGGGACUACAACUCCCACCAUCCCUGUCUAACAGGACCAGUGGUCAGGGAUGAUGGGAAUUGUAGUCUCAAAACAUCUGGAGGGCUGAGCUUGCCUAUGCCUGAUCCAAUGCAUCAUCUGAACCAGAUCUGAUGGUUGAACUCUCUCUUCACCACAAGCCAUGGUUUGGCGUAGUGUGUCAUGUGAACCAGGCCAACUGGUAACCAUGGGUAAAGCAAGCCAUAGCUGGGUGUUAUAUGCGAACAUGGCCAGUAAGCUACAUAGGGUAUAGGGCUGUUUUUGUGAGGCAGCCACAGAGCAGAUUAACUUAGCUGCUUCUCUUCCCUUCUCACCUCACAGUGCAGGCCUAUUCUCUCUGCUUUGAUACUGUAUAUCUAGUGUUUGUCAGUGCUACUGAACAACAAAAUAUUGGGAUAUGAGCUUCACUUUCACCACAUUCCUGAGAACCACAUCAGUAACCGUUGUAAGGUCUUGUUGAGGCUUUUGGCUUCUAUUUCAGAACAGCAGCCUUUUUCUUUUGCAUAACAAUCUGCUUCUGAACCUGGGAGAGUUUUAAAAAGUGUUUGUGUAGCAGCAUGGUAUUUGUUUCAGUUCAAAUGUUUACAAGAGAAAAAUCCUAUGUGGUCCAUGCAAGUCUUAGUGCCUCUGAAUCAGCUGCAACAUUAUUGUUUUAAAAAUGCUGGUGGUCACACUCUUGUGGUUAUACCGCCUUUCAUCUGAGGAUCACAGGGCAUUUGUAUCAUAUUGCUUGUAUUACCUUUGUACCAAUAUUUUGGUCUCACCUUUAACACUGUAAUAAAUAAUGACUAAUGAGCAGUUUAUUUCUUUAACCUCAUGUUUCAACAAUGGCCUACACUAGCCUUCUCCAGCUCCCAUCAGCCCCAGUUCAAAACAUCUGGAGGGCACUAGGUUGGGGAAAGUGUUUUAAAUUGUAUUAAUAUGUUGUGUGCAUGCUUCUUUAAUCUGGCAUUUUCCUUUGUUCAAAGCCUCUGAACUAGCUCAGACAGCAGGUAGCAAUGUAAAACAUGAGAAGGCGAAGGAUCCUGAAAAGGGAGCAAGCACUCCUCAAAGCAGCAAGAGUAAGUUCCAUUGAAGUAAUAAACUAAAUUAUCAAAUGCUUUAGUAAGAGCUGUGUUUGGUAAAAGCUGCUUUUAAAAGGUUUUGCUUUGGGGAGAAUUCACGUGUAGCUUUUACACUUACUAUUUCUUUUGUGGGUUAUAUUUUGUAGUAUCUAGGAUUAACACAAUGGUUCUUAGCUAGGGAAGGAGAAUUAGAGUAUGAAUGUCUUGACAAUAAAGGCAGAUGAAUAUGUGCUCUUGAUUAACAUGAGCCUUAAUCUGACAGGCUAGAUUGCUGAUUUUUGCUAAAGAUUUAACACACUUUUUACCUUUUCAUGAUAGCCAUCCAUGUGCCAAGACGUCUAGUUAUUUGAAAUGAAAGGUGGAUUUUGGAAUCUUGUAUGUGUAGCUUUCUACUAUACUUAUUUAUUGAUUAACAAAUUUAUUUUACUGCUUAAACAAAAGACCUUUAAGUGGUUUACAAAUGACAAUCUAAAAUACUCAUUUAAGAUAGCGAUAAAAUCAGGCAUUAAGAACAAGUUACAUAUAAAAAAUUAUACCUAAAUCACAUUCUAAAAUGUUUAAGGAAUGCAUAACUAGUUAGCAUGCAAGUUACCACUAUUAGGAUGCGUUUUGCUAUGCAGAUUAUAGGGAUUUCACUCCUAUUCUAGCACACUUUUAAAAUUGCAGGAUCAUAAUCUGCCACGGUUCCUGUGACUGCAUGAUUAUUCAGUGACUGUUGAGCAAAUGGCUCAGAUAAACUACCUGGCAGUGACUUCAAGAAAGCCAGUUUGGCUCUACAGUUUUCUUGGCGUGCAGUUCAGCUACUCAUACACAAUCAUAAAUCUUAUAUGUACAUUGAGUCCCAGUGUAAAAAUAUGCUGGUAUUUGGGGAUCAUGUGUUAUCUGAGAGGAGAAUUUAGUUAAGAUGCAAUAAGCAUUUGGGGAAUACGAAAUAGUUUAUUUAGGAGAGACUUGGGAAGUGGAGAAGCCUUUGCAGAAAACUCCCAGUACUAGGCACAGAAUUAAACAGAUACAAAAUAGUCAAUAUAACUUAGUUCAUCCUUUUUACAUGGGAAGGCACUGGAUGAAUUUGUCACCUGCAUUAAUUCUGCAUAGAGAUGAGGGCAUUGUCCAAAGUUCAAUAUUAUUUGCAAUCUGAAGUAUUUUCUGGUAUGAGCAUCUGAAGAUGCUUAGUUAAUGAAGUAGAAAAGAGCUAAUGUUUCUUGGUAAUUUGUGACAGUCUUUGUUUAAUUUCCAGAGUAUUCUGCUUCAAGCAAAGGCAAGGUGGAGGUGAGUGGCAAUUUUUGGUGGUUAAAAACAUCGGUCAUUGAUGGAGAAUGACCUUUCUCCAUUAUGUGUAGAAUCUCCCAAGUGUUGCCUUCAGUAGUUUGGCCAAAGACAGGACUAUCUGAGGCGGCUCUGAACAUUUGUAAUCCAGUAUAAUGCUUGAAUUUACAUGCAGCAACAUGCAGUGUUGCUUCCUUUGGCUGAUCCUAAGUUGGUAUUGGGACGCAGGUGGCACUGUGGGUUAAACCACAGAGCCUAGGGCUUGCCGAUCAGAAGGUCGGCGGUUCAAAUCCCCGCAACGGAGUGAGCUCCCGUUGCUUGGUCCCUGCUCCUGCCAACCUAGCAGUUCAAAAGCACGUCAAAGUGCAAGUAGAUAAAUAGGUACCGCUCCAGCGGGAAGGUAAACGGUAUUUCCGUGCACUGCUCUGGUUCGCCAGAAGUGGCUUAGUCAUGCUGGCCACAUGACCUGGAAGCUGUUCGCCGGCUCCCUCGGCCAAUAAAGCGAGAUGAGCGCCACAACCCCAGAGUCGGUCACGACUGGACCUAAUGGUCAGGGGUCCCUUUACCUUUACCUUUUAAGCUGUUAUUAGGUAAAACUGUACUGCUUAGCUAUGUGUUUUUUGUUAAGUUUUAUCCAGCAGUGGUAUUCAGCUGUCAGUGGUAUUGGAGGGAAGACAUUUUCAGGAAUUUCCCCUCCCCUAAAUGUGACUAGGAGAGCUCCCAGACCCCUGGAACAGAUUUAAGGGUUGGGACUACAGCAGGAAGAGAUAUAGCUGAAAAUUGCUUCCCUCCCUGUUCUGCUGAUUGAACCUUACUGUCAGCUGAGUGAUAUAUAAACAUUUUAUCUGGAUUGUACUGCUGACAAGAGAUUCGAGUCAUCUAGCAGAAGAAUGGGCUUGCCCUUCAUACUAGUUGAGAACUGAGUAGCUGGAGGUUUUAGGGAAAAUAGCAUAAAUGGCCACCUACCGUAUUUUUCGCCCCAUAGGACGCACUUUUUCCCCUCCAAAAAUGAAGGGGAAAUGUGUGUGCAUCCUAUGGGGCAAAUGCAGGCUUUCGCUGAAGCCUGGAGAGCAAGAGGCAUCAGUGCGCACCGACCCCUCUCGCUCUCCAGGCUUCAGGAAGCUACCUGCAAGCCUUGCAAGCCCGGCGGGAGGUCCCGCCGAGCGCGCGAGGCUUGGGGCGGCAGCCUGUCGCCCGAAGCACGGGGAGCCCUCCGGAGGGCUCCCGUGCUUCGGGCGAGUGUCCGCAAGCCUAGCGCGCCCGGCAGGAGGUCCCGCCGAGCGCGCGAGGCUUGGGGCGGCAGCCUAGUCGCCCGAAGCACAGGGAGCCCUCCGGAGGGCUCCCCGUGCUUCGGGCGAGUGUCCGCAGGCCUUGCGCGCCCGGCAGGAGGUCCCGCCGAGCGCGCGAGGCUUGGGGCGGCAGCCUGUCGCCCGAAGCACAGGGAGCCCCCUGGAGGGCUCCCCCUGCUUAGGGCGAGUGUCCGCAAGCCUUGCGCGCCCAGCAGGAGGUCCCGUCGAGCGUGCGAGGCCUGGGGCGGCAGCCUGUCACCCGAAGCACGGGGAGCCCUCUGGAGGGUACCCCGUGUUUCGGGCAGGUGUGUACAAGGCUUGGGGCGGCAGCCGCGGCGGGGGGGGGGAAUAAUUUUUUUUUAUUCAUUCCCCCCCCCAAAAAAAACGACGUGCGUCCUAUGGGCCGGUGCGCCCUAUAGGACAAAAAAUACGGUACAUGGAUUUUUCAUGACCCAAGUUCUCAAGUGUUAAGAUCAGCAUGUACUCUGGCCUGUUGCUAGAACAUGCUGGCUUGGCGGGUAUUGCAAACAGAUCAUCCUUGGUAACAGCACUGCUGUAUCCCUGGAAAGAUCUGACAAGUUCCCCCUCUACCCAUUUUUUAAUCAGUAUUGACCACUUUUUUUAGUUCUAGAAGACAUUUUAUUAUUGAUUAUGUUUGUUUUUACCGAUUGUGUGACUGUUACCUUUUAAUUUAAUCAUAUAUAUUCUUCAAAUUUUUGUUGUAAUCUGCUUUGAAAAGUUGGGUUUAAGUAACUUGAAAAUAUAGCUUAUGGGUCUUCCUUGAAAGAUCAACUCGUGGCUUCCUGGAUAUGAAGUAACUUUUGAGAAUAGAUUGAGACUGCUUCAUGCAGUCCUAGUGUUCUGCAAAUAUCCAUAAGACAUUUCCAGGUCUAUUUCAAAUAUGAGUUCAGUCUUAAUGUAUUGAUCCAAAAUUGGUACAUGAUAGCUGUAAAUUUGUAGAUUUGGAAGAAACUAAUCUAGACUGUCCCAGAAGUAGAAACAAGUACAACCUGGGUUCUUAACUGACUUUGCUUGGUCUCUAGGUCUAAUAAUGAGAUUCCAGAGCUAGAUUCUGCAGGUUAUGUUCAGUUUUUGUGUUUAAGGUUUUCUAAACCAUCUAAACAGAUGAGAUUUUAUUUAGAAGAUACUUCAUAUGCUUGCUUUAUUAGCAGAGUAAAAAGAAUGAAUUCAUGUCAAAAACACCCUACAGACUCAGGAAAAGAAUUACGGGUAAGCAUUUGCAUUAAAUUCCAGCUAAUAUAGUUCAGUGGUGUUUUAUAAGAUGAGAUUUCAUUCUUGUGCUCUGACUCUUCAGUUGUGACAUUAUAUAUAACAGUAUAACAGUUUCCAGAGGAGUAGCUGUAUUGCAGCAACUAAUCUUGUAGCACUGAGUUGAAUAAAACUCUCAUCGCAUAAGCGUUCGGAGUGGUAUUCACCUAAGGAGCUGAAUCAGCAGGAGCCCCCCCCCUCUCCUCCCCAUGCUCAACCCCUGAAAUUGACUUGUGGGGGUUAGGGGAACCUCAAGAGCAGGUUCGGAGGAGGAUGGGGCAGAUGGUUUUGCCUGGCAAGAUGAAAUGCUUGCUCAAACAGAAUGUUUGUCAUAGUGUAAUGUUGAAUUCCAUCCUCAAUUUUUUUUGCUCUCUCCCUUGUGCUUUAGUAUUCAACUAAGGUUCACUCAAGAGGGAUGCGGGUGGCGCUGUGGUUUAAACCACAGAGCCUAGGGCUUGCCAAUCAGAAGGUCGGCCGUUUGAAUCCCUGUGAUGACGGGGUGAGCUCCCAUUGCUCGGUCCCUGCUCCUGCCAACCUAGCAGUUCAAAAGCACGUCAAAGUGCAAGUAGAUAAAUAGGUACUGCUCCGGUGGGAAGGUAAACGGCGUUUCCGUGCGCUGCUCUGGUUCGCCAGAAGCAGCUUAGUCAUGCUGGCCACAUGACCUGGAAGCUGUACGCCGGCUCCCUCGACCAAUAAAGCGAGAUGAGCGCCGCAACCCCAGUGUUGGUCACAACUGGACCUAAUGGUCAGGGGCGCCUUUACCUUUACCUUUAAGGUUCACUCAAACUACAUCUAUUGAAAUGAAUGGACCUAACUUAAAUGUGUUCAUUAAUUUCUGUGGGUCUGCUGUGAGUAAAAUUUAGUUGAAUAACACCCAAUAUGUGGGAAAGCAGUAUCCUAAAGAAGGUACCACUUUGUGUGGGGUUUUAUGUUUCAUACCGCAGGUGAACUGUUAACCCUCACUGACUCUAUUGUAUAGAUUACCAGUAAGGUUCAUGGAUACAGUGUACUUGAAUUAGCACAUCAAAACUUGGAGGAAAUUAUGGGCUUUCCUUCCAUCUGUGUGCUUCAGUGACACACAGAGAGAUUUAUCCGAAUACCACUUCCGAAAGCUGUUGCCCAGAUUGUAGGGAGAUCCGGAUGUAACCUUUCUUUAAUGUGUUGGUUUCAAUUAAGUAGUCUUAAUUCUGUAGUGUCCACCCAUUAUUUUUAGAUUGAAACUGCUUCAGUUCUGGUAGGGGAUUUGAAUACAUUAUGGCAGAUUUCUGUGUUUUUUUAAAUCUGGGCAGUCAUUUUUCCACAUUGGCAUAUACAAAGUGUAGUGUGCAGUAGAUAUUGUUCCCUGUAUUUCCAGUGUUCAAAGUGCUGCGAAGUACACCGCUAAAAUAACACCACCUCUGCGGAAGACAGAGGUUUCGACAGGUUCAGGGGAAUCCAAGCUUUGCAGAAGUUCAGAAAAUUGUUGGUCAAAAAGCAAAGCAAAAAAAUGGGGUCAGCCCAAAGCAGACCAAAUGAUGACAGAGUGUGUUUGGUGACCAUUGAGUUCUGGCUGAUAGGGAGCAGGGGAGGAACUGAAGUGCCUGGGCUCCUGAACUCCACAGCAGCAUUUCAGAUGUGUCCUUCAGGUCUAUAUGGAUAAUGGGAACCCUUGGGUUAGGCCAGGGGUGGGCAACCUAAGGCCCAUGGGCCGGAUGCAGCCCAAUCGCCUUCUCAGUCUAGCCUGUGGACAGUCCAGGAAUCAGCGUGUUUUUACAUGAGUAGAAUGUGUGCUUUUAUUUAAAAUGCAUCUCUGGUUAUUUUUGGGGCCUGCCUGAUGUUUUUACAUGAGUAGAAUGUGUGCUUUUAUUUAAAAUGCAUCUCUGGUUAUUUUUGGGGCCUGCCUGAUGUUUUUACAUGAGUAGAAUGUGUGCUUUUAUUUAAAACGCAUCUCUGGGUUAUUUGUGGGCAUAGGAAUUCAUUUUCUCCCCCCCCCCCCAAAUAUAGUCUGGCCCACCACAUGGUCUGAGGGACGGUGGACUGGCCCACGGCUGAAAAAGGUUGCUUACCCCUGGGUUAGGCAGUGGCUUAUUUUCUUGCCACAUACUGUGUUCUUUACCCAGUUUCCCCCUACCUAGACUAUGUUGAGAUUCUGCUGUUAUUUGAGAAGGUGACUCUGUGGCUUAAACAGUGGUACCUUGUUUCUCGAACUUAAUCCAUUCCGGGAGUCCAUUCAACUCCUGAAACCGUUCAAAAACCAAGGCACGGCUUCCGAUUGGCUGCAGGAGUUUCCUGCACUCAAGUGGAAGCCGCAUCAGAUGUUCAGCUUCUGAAAAACGUUCGCAAACCGGAACACUUACUUCUGGGUUUGUGGCAUUCGGCAUCUGAUUUGUUCGACAACUAAGCCGUUCGAGAACCAAGGUACCGCUGUAUGUGUGUGAGGUGAAGGGAGAACUCCAUUUACUAUCUGUAAGGCAACAGCUAUGUGCUCUAUCAAUUAUGCACCACUUGUAAGUGGCCUUUUUUUCUACCCAGUAUAUGCAAUAUAAAGUUGAAGUACAAAAUUUCCAGUGUACAAGAUGAGUUAGGAACGGAAACUCACAAGUCUCUUGCCCAAUGUUUCCUUUUUAGCUUUAAACAUGUGCUCUGAUACUGAAAGUGAUUAUUCCACUUCAUGCUCCGAAGAAGAGGAAGAUGACAGCUAUAAAGAAACUACAGAUUAUGCUGUCGAUCCAAAAAUGCUGGCCAGACCCCAGACAUCAUCUGCUCCAGCUAACAAAGAAACGCCAGCUAAGAAGCUGAAGAGAGAAGUUCCUGUGAGUGUGGAUGCACUUCAGUUUGUUAAUCACAUUGGCUAUUGGCCAUAGAAAUAAGGGCUUCUCGAAACAUUUCUACUGUCAGUCAUACACUGAAUUAAGUGCGGGCCCGUCUCUGACAGGAAACAUUGCGGAUGUGCUUAGUGGCAGUUUAAUCCAAAUUAGUUCUUAAUCUUACAGGCUUAAUUCUGCGGAAAGGCGCAUCAUAUGACUUUUGAAAGGUACACGGGAAAUAAUAAUAAACAAUAAUAAAUUUUUAUUUAUAUCCCGCCCUCCCCAGCUGAAGCCGGGCUCAGGGCGGCUAACAACAAUAAAAUAAUACAACAUUCUAAAAUCAUUUCAUUAUAAAAUUAAUUCAAAUCAAGUUGAUGGCAACCAUUGGGCUAGAGUUCUGUGAAGAUUGCCAAAGGAGGGAGUCAGGCUGUGCCCUGGCCAAAGGCUUGGUAGAACAGCUCUGUCUUGUAGGCCCUGCGGAAAGAUGUCAAGUCCCGCAGGGCCCUAGUCUCUUGGGUUGAUACAGAUUUUUAUUGUUUUGUUUUGUUUAAAGAACCCUCUGGAAUUGCAUAUGACAAUGAAGACCAUGUGCCUCUUUACUUAGAUUUAAGUCCCUGUGUGUGCAAUGGAAUUUAUUCACAGGUAGGGGUUUCUAGGAUUGUAGCCUAACAGUAGUGCUAUUGCAUGUCUGCUUGGAAGCCUUAACUGAGUGUCUUGCAUUUACUCCCAAGUAAGUUUGCAUAAGUUACCUUCCAGCGGGAAGGUAAACGGCGUUCCGUGUGCUGCGCUGGCUCGCCAGAUGCAGCUUGUCACGCUGGCCACGUGAUCCGGAAGUGUCUGCGGACAGCGCUGGCUCCCGGCCUAUAGAGUGAGAUGAGCGCACAACCCUAGAGUCUGGCAAGACUGGCCCGUACGGGCAGGGGUACCUUUACCUUUUACCUUUAAGUUUGCAUAGGAUUAUAUUCUUAGUCUAUGAUAAACUUUGUUGUAUACUUUUUGCCUCAUUAUAGAAGGCAACUUCUUGACUAAGGGAUAAUGAUUGUGAGAUAGUUAUGCAUGAAAUAACAUGUGCGUUUAGAAAUUUUCCUUUUCUUCUCAAUUUGCUGCUAUCCCUUUUCCCCUUCCCCUUCUACUGAAGCAGCUUCCCACUGUGCGUUUCUCUCUUCCCGCAGAGUAAUUUGGUGGAAGAGUAUUUUGAAGCACAUAGCAGUUCCAAGGUUUUAACUUCUGACCGAACACUUCAGAAGCUACAGAAAGAGAAAAUGGAUCAGGUACCGUAUGUGCUAUGAGGGACUAUUUGUAUUAGAAUUUCCUUUUGAGGUCUUUGUUCAGAGAAACUUCUAGCAACCGUCUCUGUGCUUGUUCUUGGAUGGACCCAGUGGUUGGUUCAUUGGUUGGUUGAUUGGUUUAUUUUACCUUAUUGGUGGUAGCACAGUUUGAGUUGUAAUGCUGAAAACAGUGAGAAAUACCGUAUUUUUUGCUCUAUAAGACUCACUUUUUCCCUCCUAAAAAGUAAGGGGAAAUGUGUGUGCGUCUUAUGGAGCGAAUGCAGGCUGCGCAGCUAUCCCAGAAGCCAGAACAGCAAGAGGGAUUGCUGCUUUCACUGCGCAGCUAUCCCUCUUGCUGUUCUGGCUUCUGAGAUUCAGAAUAUAUUUUUUCUUGUUUUCCUCCUCCAAAAACUAGGUGCGUCUUGUGGUCUGGUGCGUCUUAUAGAGCGAAAAAUACGGUGCUUUGCAGUGAAAAGGGCUUGGUUAAGCUAGAAGAGGGGUGUGGAACUUCUGGCCUGCAGGCCAUUCUUGCCUCAGGGCAUUUUCCACAAACCAUGCCCACCCGCCAAUCAGCUUGCAUCGCUGUUGAUGUCAGCUGGUGGGCAGGACCUUUUGGGAAAGCCCACCCAGCCACCUCACAUUGAUCCCAUCCUCUCCCAAAAAGAAUCAGCAUGGGGAAGGCUUUCCAGCCUGCUUUCGUUGCAUGUGCAGCAAAAGCAAGCAGACCUGGGUUUUUUCUUCAUCGCUUUGUAAUGGAGCAGUCCCUGCCAAAGCCAAUGUCUGCUUUAGAAAUCAUCUCUGACCAGCGUUCGAAACUCACAUUGUUCUAGGGCGCAUUUUGCGACAGGGAAUUUCAUUAGCGCAAGCAGUUUCUGAGCUCUGGGCGCAGUACCGCACCUAAGAUUUCAGAUUAAAACUGCAGAGUGGAAGGAAAGGAGGACCUUUUUCUGUCUCCCCACUUCCAGCUACUCUCUGAAGACUGGAGAAGAGACCCUCUUAAGAAUACUAGGGGGGUAGGCAGGGGAAGGACUAGAUCGUGUGAAAAAUGAACAUAAUAUUUUAGCUGCAGUUCAUUCAUUUUCAACUUCACAUUUUUGUUAUUAAAAAAGUGUGCCUAGACAUUCCGUUGUUGCGCCCAUAACUUAACUUUAAGGUGCCAUUGAGCUCCUAGCCUUCAUAUCUCAGUUUCUAACACUGGCUCUGGCAGAUACUGCUCCAUCAUGCAAUGCUGAAGAAACAGGCACUUCUUUCCCUGCUGAGACAGAAAAGUGGGGCCUGGCUGAAAACAGGUACCCUUUGCAGCAGUUUCUCCCUCCCUGUUUUAAUUAGAAAUGUAUUGCUUCAUAUCUUUCAGCCAUGCACCUAUUCUAAUGGCUUAUUUUCCCCUUCCUGGUCUAGGAGUCCCUGCAAAACAUCUUGAAUAAAGUACCUGUUGCUUUUGCUUCGGAAUGUGAGGCAUUAACCAAGCAACAUGAAUCUCUCUUUUACAAAUGGAUGUUGCAACUGCAGUAAGUAUCUGGUGGGCUUCUGUAAGAACAUGCAAUAUACAAUGUUCUCUUGAAACAAAUUGAAGUUGUAAUUAAGCCUAAUUGUUUCUUAGGCUCGGAAAUAGUUUCCAUUGAACAAAACCACAUUCACUUCCCAUGGUACAGUUAGUGUAUUUUCUGGAGUUGAGGUCUUUAGAAAAGGAACCUCAUGUGGAUGAUGUUUGAGGGAUGGAAAUGCUUUCAGCCUGGUUUCUUUAGCAGAUAGGAAACUAUCUCAUAUAAAGCAGUCACAAAUCUUCUGGGUGAUAGCUAUUGGUUUUCUAUAACAGAAAAGUACAUGGGAUUUAAAUAGAUCCUAGAUUGUAGAGGUCUAUUAGCUAAUUGUCAUAGCCACUUUCCAGAUUGAAUAUAUGGGAGUGAAGUGCAGAUUGGGUGCUGUUCACAGUACGGCUGCACUUAUUUCCAUUCCACUGAAGACACUGCAAGUUGACAUCAGGAAAAUAAACAGAUAAUAGGCAUAGAUGCUGCUUUUAGCAUUUAUGAUGCAGAACUGAAGCCAAAUGUAAGUGUAGGGCCCUUAUUACAUUUCUGUUCUCCAAGUUGCUCAUUGCUCUCCCCACCACCACCGUUUUAUCUUCACAACAACCCUGUGAGGUUGGUUUGUCCUAGUGAACUUAAUGGGUGGGUAGGGAUAUGUAUAUACAUCUCUCCGGUGUGACACUGUAACCUCUACGUCACAUCAACUCUCAAUGUUUAUCACUUGCAGAUUAAAAAAAAGAAGGCCCAUACAGUAGUUUUGUUGCAUACAGUGGUACCUCGUGUUACGGACGGGAUCCGUUCUGGAGGCCCGCCCGUAACGUGAAAUGCCUGUAACUUGAAGCGCUGUGUCUGCGCAGGUGCGCGGCGCAAUUUGAUGCUUCUGCGCAGGCGCGCAGCGCGAUUUGAUGCUUCUGCACAGGCGUGAGUAGCGAAACCCGGAAGUAACCCGUUCCGGUACUUCUGGGUUGCCACGGGACAUAACGCAAAAAGGCGCAACAUGAAGCAGACGCAACACGAGGUAUGAGUGUACUGUACUUUGCUUCAGAAUUGGAAUUGUCUCUCUUCCUCUGUUGCUUUGCAAGUAGGCAGCAAACAAACAUGACAGUGGGAAUCUCAUCUUUCCACUGAGCAUUUAGUUUUGCUUUUCAGGACUGGAAAAGGAUCGGCGAUUUCUUCAAAGAUACUAAAUUUAAACAAACUUCAAUUGUUGUUGUUAUUAUUCGGGAAUGAAGAUGGAAUAAGUGUUUACAAAGAAAAAACAAAUACAGUUCUAACUGUCAGAAUAACAAAAUGUAAAAUACUGUUCUCGAUAAGAACACUUUCAAUAGGUUAUGCGCUAUAUUGUAAAUUUCAGAGAUGUUUUCUUUCUUGCAGCCUAGGAUUCAAUAUUGUGCUAUAUGGAUUAGGUUCAAAGAAAGCUCUGUUGGAGAAUUUUCGCAUUUCUCUUCUUCAAGAUUCUGUUCAUAUUGUUGUGAAUGGGUUCUUCCCCAGCAUCACAGUGAAAUCGGUAAGAAAAAAGAGACAUACAUGCAUGCAUGCAUUCAGAGAAGUAAACAAAAGCUUCAAUACAGACUGCAUGGUUUAUUAAUAGGUUACUGUUAUUUAGAACACAGCUCAAAUGAAGUUGGUUUACAUUCGGUUCACCUCUUAAUUCUAGCAGACAAAGGCUCCAGUACAUAAAGGCAGUCCAUGGUUUUGGUUUGCUUUGACUUCCUAUAUGGGUCUUCAUUUGCAAAUGCUGUUCAUGUGAAAGGGCAGGUUGCACUGGUUGGAACGUAGAAAAACCUGCCUAAUGCGUGUUUUAAGUUUAUACUUAAUAAACCUGCAAACUGCUAAGGAUUGUUUCAGAUAUUGCGAAGUUUGUAUAUGGAAGGCUCUUCUGUGUAUUGUAUGUGUGGAUGUUUUCGCUACAUGUUGCUUUCAAUAUAGGAAUUCUGUGAAAUAGUCUUAAUAUUGAGACAGGUUUUUAACUUGAGUUAAGCUCUCUUUGAAAAUCCAUGCUUAAAAAACAACAACACAGUUCCAAAGGAAAAUGGUGACCUGCUGUUUUUCUGUGCCAGAUUCUUAAUUCCGUAACAGAGGAGGUGCUGGAUCAUGCGGGCACUUUUCGCAGCCCCCAGGAUCAGCUGGACUUGAUUGUGAAAAGAUUUAAAGAAGGUAAUACAGAUGGGCCAAGAUAUUAGAAGUUCGGAGUCUUCCUAAGUUAAAAAAAAAAAAUGGAUGAUUUGGUUUACUCAUAUAUUUAUUGCCUGUUCAAAUACAGUGAUUAUAAUGGUGCUUAUUCUGGCAAUUCAUCUAGGAUUCAAUACCAAUUUGUAAAACAUGGGACUUGCUCCAGUAGGCUUCGAGUUAUUGCUGUGGAUCUACACAUUCAUUAUGGCUGGGAUUGAUAACUAGGCAUUAGUUUCAACUAAACAGUUGGGCAGUUCAGUCCCACCUUGAUAGUGCAACAGUAUUUUAUGCAAUUAUCAGCACAGAUCUAGACUUCUAGGUUUGAGUGGGGAUGUUGCUCAGUGAUCAAAUGAAAUGAGUAGAGUUUUUUUUAAUAAGAAGUUUUAUUGAUUUUCAGUGAAUAAACACAAUUACAAAGAGUUUUUCCCAUCCCAAUUUUGUUUUAAAAAAACUAUCCUUAAACUUUAAUAGCGUAAACCAUAUACUAUUAGCUAAAGUAAUUGGUUAAAAGAUGUGACCUGCAUGACCAAGCAGCCUCUCUCAAUGAGAGACGAACCAGGUGUAUCACUUAAUCCCAUCUCAACUUGCCCCCUCUCCCUACCAGGGCAGAUCAGCCUGUUUAGCUUUGCCAAAGUCCAGUUUGUGAUUCCGAAGGUUGCCAUUUUUCAGGAUUAUCAUUGGAAUAUUUUAUAAGAGAAUGCCAGAUUUCAAUAAAUUCAUUGCAUCUCUUGCAUUGUUCAAUGUGUGUAGUCUCUUUGUUAAUUUUUCCGAUAUAGUAGUUGUCCGUACAUUAUGUUUCCAGCGAGAUAUAUGCAGAUGUUCUUGUCCUUUCCAGUUCUGUGCUACUAAUAAUACAUGCUGCCACCUGAAGAAACGUGGCUAAUUCUUUGUAAGGAAAGCCAAGUUGCUCUUCUUUGAAAAUGGUUAUCAGCCCUAAAUUUGGAGUAUAUUGCAUGUGCAACAACAGCAGCUUAUUUAUACCAUGCCCAUCUGGCUGGGUUUCCCCAGCCACUCUGGACAGCUACCAACAGAAUAUUAAACCUUAAAAACUAAAAAAUAUCAAACCUUAAAAACUUGACUUGUGAUAUGGCUUAUUUCCAUAAAUAUUGUUAUGAGUUUGAGGGUGCCAGACUCACUUAAAUUCCUGGACCCCCAAGAAUUUAGAAAUUAAUGAAGCCGCCUCCUAAGAUAAUGCAGGUAUUUCAAAAAUGGCACAUAAAAGUGUUAAACUCAAUGUGUGGCAGUUUUAGAAUUGAUUUUUUGCAGCAAAAUAUAUUCCUAAGUAAAGUGAAUCUAUCUUCCCUUAUUAAGAAAAUUCACUAUUCAGGAUACCAAAAUGGGCCCAAUCAAGGUGCAGUAGUGGGCCCUGGAAUUCUGGCAUCCUAGCCUUUUGGGAGAUGAUUUCAGACCACCAGCAACUGUGUUUUCAAUAAGCUAACUUAGUUUCUGUAUUUAUAUAGCUACACAUAAUGGGAGUUCUUUGGGAAACUCAUAACGAAACCUAUCCUCCCUCAGCUCCUCAGUGAGUUGCAUACAAUGCUCUCCAUACACUCUCUUUGCUUUUAGAUACUUAGAAGUAGUAGAAGGAGGAGUAGAAGGUUGGAGCAAACACAUUAAUCCGACAUCUUGCCAGAUGAUCUCACCAUCCCCCUCAGGGUUUUUUUAAAAACUGAGGUCCAGCUCCGAGGGCCUUCUGGCGGUUCCCUCACUGCGAGAAGCCAAGUUACAAGGAACCAGGCAGAGGGCCUUCUCGGUAGUGGCGCCCUCCCUGUGGAACGCCCUCCCACCAGAUGUCAAAGAGAACAACUACCAGACUUUUAGAAGACAUCUGAAGGCAGCCCUGUUUAGGGAAGCUUUUAAUGUUUGAUGUAUUACAGUAUUUUAAUGUUUUUUUGGAAGCCGCCCAGAGUGGCUGGGGAAGCCCAGCCAGAUGGAUGGGGUAUAAAUAAAUUAUUAUUAUUAUUAUUAUUAUUAUUAUUAUUAUUAUUAUAGCAAAAUUAUUCACAUUCAGUUCAUUUCCCAGUCUCUCUGGUACUGAAUCUAAAAAAUGCAAAUGAUGAGAGAAGUUUUAAAACAAAAUUUUGGGUGGGAAUCUGGAUUACAAAAUAUUAUAGCAUGGGUUAAAAUGGAAUUCUUUUAUUCAGAAUACAUGUUUGCAUUACUAGCCAUGAAUCUUGGAUUCCUGGACACAUAAAUAUAGGUUGUUUUUACCUGAAUGACUGGUCCUGUGAUUUUUGGAGGUGAUGAGCAGCCACAGAAAGCUUGUCAGCAUUUGGCUGCAGCUAGGUGACUUUCCUACUUCCUUGACACCCUGUUUUUAACCCUUGUACUUCUUCUCAUUUGCUAGAUCCUUCACUGGAGCUCUACCUGCUCAUCCACAACUUGGACAGUCCAACAUUGAGAGGAGACAAAAACCAACAAAUCCUAGCACAAUUGUCAUCUCUUUCUAAUAUCUACCUCAUAGCAUCUAUUGAUCACAUUAAUGCACCACUCAGUGAGUUCUUAGGCCUUUCAGCACUCUAGCUUGAAAAAUUCAUCUUAAGUCAGUGGGAACAUCUGUUUGGUGCAUAUGUAAUGCAUUCUGUGGCUGUAUUUAGAUGCAUUUCUUAACCAUGGUUUGGUAUUAUAGCUGAACACAAGCUUGCCCACAAACCAGGUAUUAGCAUUCUGUACCUGGGACGCAGGUGGCGCUGUGGGUUAAACCACAGAGCCUAGGACUUGCCGAUCAGAAGGUCGGCAGUUCGAAUCGCUGCGACGGGGUGAGCUCCUGUUGCUCGGUCCCUGCUCCUGCCAACCUAGCAGUUCGAAAGCACCUCAAAGUGCAAGUAGAUAAAUAGGUACUGCUCCAGCGGGAAGGUAAACGGCAUUUCCAUGCGCUGCUCUGGUUCGCCAGAAGCGGCUUAGUCAUGCUGGCCACAUGACCUGGAAGCUGUACGCCGGCUCCCUCGGCCAGUAAAGCGAGAUGAGCGCCGCAACCCCAGAGUCGGCCACGACUGAACCUAAUGGUCAGGGGUCCCUUUACCUUUACCCGGGUUUUAGUCAUUAAUAGUUAUGGAGUCCACAUGGCAUCUUAGACCAAUUGAGUUUGUAGUGUUGGUCACACUGGUGUUCCAACUUGAACUGUUUACAGGAAGGGUGGGGAACCACCAGCCUCUCCUCCUUGUUCCCACUGUGUUUUCCCACACAGAGCCCGAGAUUUGGGGAGCAUCCUCCCACCCCUCCCAAAAAUCUCCACAUAAAGUGGAGUUACAUAAUUUUUACUUUUCCUUUCUUUUCUGCUCUUGUAGUGUGGGAUCAAGCAAAGCAAAGCAUGUAUAAUUGGUUGUGGUAUGAAACGACCACUUACAGUCCUUAUGUAGAGGAAACAUCCUUUGAGAACUCCCUCUUGAUACAGCAAUCCGGGUCUUUGGCUUUGAGCUCUCUCACUCAUGUUCUGCGCAGUCUCACUCCUAAUGCAAGGUAAGAACUCUUCUGUGAUGUUCAAGUGUUGGGGAGCUUCGCUGCGACCAGGGGGCUAAUUCUCGGGGGGGGGGGGAGGAGUGGUUUUUAAAUAAAGCUUCAAUGUUGGAAACGGAAAUCUGUUUUUUCAUAUUACAAAUAGGGAAACAAGACCUGAAUGCUAUUUUCCUAGUGCCUCAAGUUCAUGUUGCCUAAUAUUUGCUAGAAACACAGCAGUGGGAGACUCCAGAUCUUUCCCUGCUCUAUUGUAGAAUCUACAGUGUAGAUCAUGACUAAUAUAGCCCUACGGAUUAUCUUCAUUUUCCCUUUUGUUUUCUCACAGAAAUGAUGUUUCCCACAUUUCUGUAUCAACAGAAAUGAUGUUCCCCACACAAAAUUAUUUGUAGAAUUAGUAUAGCGGACGGGAGAUUUUAAAAAAAGGUUUUCCUCAGAAGGAAGUCUGUAAGGUAAAGGUAAAAGGACCCCUGACCAUUAGGUCCAGUCGUGGCCGAUUCUGGGGUUACGGCGCUCAUCUCGUUUUAUUGGCCGAGGGAGCCGGCGUAUAGCUUCCGGGUCAUGUGGCCAGCAUGACAAAGCCGCUUCUGGCAAACCAGAGCAGCGCACGGAAACGCUCUUUACCUUCCCGCCGGAGCGGUACCUAUUUAUCUACUUGCACUUUGACAUGCUUUCGAACUGCUAAGUUGGCAGGAGCAGGGACUGAGCAAUGGGAGCUCACCCCAUCGCGGGGAUUCAAACCACCAACCUUCUGAUGGGCAAGUCCUAGGCUCUGUGGUUUAACCAACAGCGCCACCUGUGUCCCUAAGGAAGUCUGUAGUUGGGAAUAAAUGUGGAUUUUCAGCAAUGGUGUAAAGGGAGAGGGAGCAAAUGCUUUGGUACACAACAGAGGGAGCUGUUCCAGUUCUGGGUGGAAUCACUGCAGAAAGUAUAAAGCCAAGAACAGAAAUAGGAUGUUAAAAGUGGUUGCAUGCACAAUUAAGCCCUUUUUAUUUUCAAAACAUGUUCCCUCCCAUAUUGUAAGUUAUGUUUCUAGUCUUAUUUAAAGAUACUUCUUUUACUUACCAGGGGGAUUUUCAGACUUUUGGCAGAAUAUCAGUUGGAAAAUAAGGAUAACACCUCAUACCCAGGUAACUCAAUAGACACAAAUUCUUAAUUCUUUCUGGAGGUCAAACUAGGGUAGCAUUGGACAUGAGCUUUAGCCUAAGUCAUGGAUUCUGAGCACAAUGCCUAUAUAAAUGUGAUUGUUGUAAACAAAAAUUGCCCUUUUCCCUUAUGGGGUAUCCAAGAGCCCAUAUAGAGUCCUUACAUGGGUUCCCUGUUGGUAGGAGAAGAUAACAGAGGCCAACCAGAGAAUAUUGAGAAGCAAAGCAGCUAGUAAGCCUGAUCUUUAUUGAUUUGUUGCAACAGGGUGCUCCCCUCACCCACAGAAGAGGAGGAGAAACCCAGAAAAAUGGCGCGCAAGGCCUUAUAAAGACUUUUGAAAUUGCCACCCUGUAGAUCAAGACCACCCCAAGAAACAUCAUACAUACAUCACAGAAGGGGUGUAACCUAAGACCACCCCUCAGAUACAUCAUACCUACAUCACAGAAAAGGCGGUCUUAAAACAGAAAUUAGAAUGUUGUUUUUCUCCUGUUGUUGUUUAUCUCCUGUCUGGCAGGUUACUUGAUUGGAUUGCCUGGGUAGCCUGGCCAGUCUUUUGUAAUGAUAAAUACUUAGUUCCUGGUCCAUGUCACAGGCUCACACCCUAUUCAUAUCUUAAAUGUGCCCUUAAGACAGGAUUUGUGUGGAAAGAGACAAUGGGGAGGUUUCCACUUUGACCUUGCAGAGAAAACAUUUGCUCAGUUUAGGAAUCAAAAUGGUUCGAGGUCGGUCUUCUUGUGCUGAUCUAUGUACGUGCUUGGUUGGUACGCUUAUGAACAUUACCAUAUAUCUAAGACCAUAAAAUUCCUAUCACAUGAUGAAACUUCUGUUUUAUGUAAGUAUCAAUUGGUACUGGGCAUGUGGACACUUGCUGCAGCAAUUCAUUUGAGUGGGCGAGUUUGUAAGCUCUUCCAAUUGUCAGGAAACUGGCCGCUGAAAUGUAGCAUUGCUUUGAACUGAAUGAGAGGACCAGAGUAGGGACUGAAGUGUACAAUAUUUGAGAGCAAUCUUAGAAGCCUUGCUUUCAGUGCUAUCUCAGGUACGAAAAGAUCCAGAAAGGAAAAGUUUUGAGGAAAUCAACCCCUUCCCCCAUUUUUCGAAUUGCAAUCUUGAGGGAACACAAUGGUGGGGAGACAUUUCUAGUGCAUAGCUUUCUCAAAGAAAAAUAUUCAUACUACCUUUUGAAUAAAACCUCCUUCAAGCAUCAUACAGAUCUCGUUAGCAACAUUGAUUUUCAUUUGAGCAAGACCUCGCUUUUAAUGCUGGGCGUUCCAUUGCUUCUUUUCCCCUGCUAGGACUUUCCUUCCAAGAUUUCUACCAGCAAUGUCGGGAAGCCUUCCUGGUCAAUAGUGACCUAACUCUCAGGGCUCAGCUCACAGAAUUCAGGGAUCACAAGCUCAUUAGGACUAAGAGGGUGAGUGAAGUUGCUGUAGACAUGCUAAUGUGACUAUUUGUUUAACAAUGCCUAUGCUGCAGAAAAAAUCAGAGUGUAUGAUUCUGGGUACAGGGUGAAUGACAAUAGAACGACAAUUAAAUAUUUGUGGUGUAUAUUAAUAGACAGAAGUAUCACAUGUGUGUUCAUGGUAUUGAAACAAGCCAAAGGUUGCUUAUACUGUUGUGAAAGUUGCCAUCCAAAAUGUGGAAGCAGUCUUCUACAAAUUUCUGGUAGGACAUUGGAUCAUGCCUUUUGAGGAGGAAAUGUGCUUUAGUUUGUUCUAGUCACGUAGCAUAACUUGAGAGGGCAAAUCCUUAUCAGUGCAUGACUGCUAUUUGGAUUGAACAAAAAUGCUUUGUUAUUCUUAUGCCUCAGAACUAAUCGAAAUAGUGUGCUUGUUUUCAGGGUGCUGAUGGAGUUGAAUAUUUAUUAAUUCCUGUGGACGCUGGGACCUUGACUGACUUUUUACAGAAGGAUAAUGACAUUUGAAGGCUCUGAAAUGUGCAAUAGCAAUUGCUCUCAAGAGCUGCUGGAAUACUGCCUACAGUGUAGUCAAUUUUCAGAUCUCAGGAGUUUUUAUCUGCCUGUAAUAAUUGAGUAAAGCAUUGUUUGUGCAAAGCCAACUUUUAUAUGUAUCUAAAACUGCUUAGGUUUUCCACUUUGGAUGACGAUUUCCUCCUUUGUAUUCCAUUACAAAGAAAAUGUGACAUAGGAAUGUGCCUUUCUGCUCAUGAAGUAACUUGUGCUUGGAAAAUACACAUUGUUGGCUGUUAGCAGCUUAAGUUUUUCAACAAUGAAUGAGUAUGUCAUAUUUACAGACUACCUUAUUGGUUUUCUAAUAUGUGCCAUGUGAGAUAGAGAGGUGCCUGUACUUGGGCAAAGCAAAAUACAAACACCAGAGACCCGGGUUAUUUUGGACAAGUUUGUUGACGUUUUAGCCUUCAUUGGUAUACAAGCCAUUGUAAAGUUAAUAAUAAGCUGGCACCUGUCUCUGCAAUGUAAAGAAAAUGGCAGCUAUGCUGAUUUUUCAAACCAGCUUUCUUAAUGAUAACGUCCGAAGUAAUGAGAGGUAGUAUUUUGGUAUUUUUAAAAAAUAAUCUGAAUAAAAAUGUGUAGUUGUGCAAUAGUGGGUUUUUUUUUUGUAUGGUUCUAAAUAAAAAACAGUUUAUGGUCCU